AUGACGGAAGAAAAUCGAAAAUUAACAUUACUCUUGCGCAAAAGAGACCAAAUUAUCAAGCAUCUUGAACGGAUAGAUUCAUUUGUCACAAGUCACAGUAUCGGUGAUAUUAUGUUAAUAAAGGCUAGGCACCAAACGGCUCUCGAAUCUUUUAAAAACUUCAGUAAUUUACAAGAACAAAUCGAAGAGGUAUUACCAGUGGCCGACCUUGUUACACAAGACAAAGAAAGGAUACAAUUUGAGGAACUAUAUUAUUCUGUCAUCGCCAACAUAGAAACUUUGAUCGAACAAUGUGAAAAGAGCAAAUUUUCGGCAAAUAUCGAACAUCCACAACACGAGUCAAAAUUCAAAAUUAAACUACCCACCAUUGAAUUACCGGAGUUCAAUGGGAAUUAUGCGGAUUGGUUGGCGUUCCGUGAUAUUUUCAAAUCACUUGUGCAUGAAAACGAAUCUUUGUCGGACAUUGAGAAAAUGCACUACUUAUGCGCCACACUGAAGGGCGAAGCUCUUCGCGCUAUCGAGUCGCUCACAAUUUCUAGUGCAAAUUAUAAUGCAGCCUGGGAGCUGAUUACAAAUCGGUUCGAAAACACAAGACAUUUAGUUCAAGCUCAUAUUAGUAACAUUUUAAAUUCACCUACUUGUAAAAAAUUUCCUAAUGCAACACCUUGUAAUCACAGUACAAUAAAACCAAAUUUAGAACUCGAGAAUUUAAACAAACAGGUAAUAAAAUUCUGGGAAACUGAGGAUUGCAAUACUAUUACAAAAAUACCUUCACAGCAAGAUCUUGCCUGCGAAGCACAUUUUAAGGAACAUACCAAAAGGGAUGCCGAUGGUAGAUUCUGGGUUUCAUUAGCAAUAAAGGACAAUUGUAUGAAUUUAGGAACCUCGUACGAAUCAGCACGUAAACGAUUUAUUCCUUUAGAAAGAAGAUUGCAAAAAAACUCGCAGUUAAAAUCGCAAUAUGUUAACUUCAUGCGCGAAUAUCAGGAACUCGGCCACAUGGAGCUAGUUCCAGAAAAUCAGUCAGAUUGGUCCAAUACGUAUUAUAUUCCUCACCAUGCUGUAUUCAAAAACAAUAAAAUUCGUGUAGUUUUCGACGCGAGUAUGAAAUCAGAUAACAAUUUAAGCCUUAACCAAAAUUUGCUAACAGGACCAACAAUCCAAGAUGACAUUUUCGCUAUCACGUUACGUUUCAGAACGUACCAGUUCGUAAUCAGUGCAGAUAUCACAAAAAUGUAUCGCCAAAUAAACAUAAACAUACCCGACCGCGAGUAUCAGAGAAUAUUUUGGAGAGAAAGCCCUGAUACACCUGUACAAAUUUAUCGUUUAACAACGGUUACCUACGGAACUACCAGCGCUCCAUUUUUAGCCAUUCGUUCGCGCCAGCAACUAGCAAUUGAAAAUCGUGAAACAUUCCCAACGGCGAGCGCUAAAAUUAUCAGAGAUUUUUAUGUUGACGAUCUAUUGUCGGGGGCCGAUAUUUUAUCACAAGCAUUCGAACUGCAACAUCAAAUCGAUAAAAUUCUCAAAUCGGGCGGUUUUCAAUUAUGCAAAUGGGCAUCUGUUGAUGUCAACUUAAUUCCACAGACAAACAGCACAGAUACAGACAAAAUAAAUCUUGAUAAACACAAUGAAAAUAAAACAUUAGGUUUAUAUUGGAAUUAUCGCAAUGAUUCAUUAGCGUAUAAAAUCAAUUCACUUUCAAAUUUACCAAAGGCAAAUGUAACAAAGAAACACAUCUUAUCAACAGUAUCCAAAAUCUUUGAUCCUUUAGGUUUAAUAAGUCCUGUAGUCGUAAAGGCCAAACUAUUGUUACAAAAAUGUUGGUCUGAACAAUUGCUCUGGGAUCAAAAGGUUCCACACGAUAUUAACAGUGCUUGGUUAAAUUUAAUUCAAGAUCUCACAGACUUGGACAAAAUCACAAUCGCUCGUAAAAUCGUACCACAAAACGUUGUCAACAUCCAAAUACACGGGUUUGCAGACGCGUCCGAGAAGGCUUACGGCGCGGUUAUUUAUUUGAGAACUACCGAUAGCAGCGGAAAUAUUCAGGUUAAUCUAUUAACUGCGAAAUCUAGAAUCGCGCCCAUGAAAACAAUUACAAUCCCAAGACUAGAACUAAUGGCGGCAGUUCUCCUUUCGGAACUAUUAAAACGCGUCAUUUUGUCAUUAGAUAUCAAAAUUGAUCAAACAAUUUUGUGGACAGAUUCCACUAUAGUUCUACAUUGGCUAGCGCGCCCUGCCAGCCACUGGCAAAUUUUCGUUGGUAAUAGAGUAGCGCAAAUCCAGUCUGAAUCAAAUUAUGACGAAUGGCGUCAUGUCGUUAGCACCGACAAUCCAGCUGAUGUAGUCUCCAGAGGAAUGUCUCCGGAAGAGUUAUCAAAAUGCUCUUUAUGGUGGCACGGCCCAAAGUGGCUAGUUGAACAACCACAGAAUUGGCCAAGUCCAUUUGAAACAAAUUUCGCAUCAACAGAAAUUCCCGAAAUUCGGAAAACAGUUGUAACAACUAUAACAAAAACAUCACUAGAUUUAAUAGAAAAAUUCUCAAGUUAUGAGAAACUACUAAAAUGUGUAGCAUACCUAUUUUCCUUUAUUAACUACAUUAAAUCGAAACGUAAUCACAAAAGGGUAAAGCUAGAUGUUCAUAAUUUUGAAGAUGCGCGUAAUAAGGUAAUUAAGUUCAUACAAAGACAGGUAUUCGCCAAGGAACUUAACGAACUAAAAACAAAUGGUGUAGUCAACACAACGAGCGCUAUUUUAAGUUUGAGUCCAUUCAUAGAUAACGACGGUAUCAUUAGAGUUGGUGGACGAUUGCGUCAUUCAAAUUUUACUUUCGCAGUGAAACAUCCAAUAUUGCUACCGAGCAAUCAUCAUUUUACAAAAUUAGUCAUCCAAUAUUUUCAUGAACAACAACUGCAUGCCGGGGCGCAGGCCACUCUUGCUGCGAUAAGACAACAAUAUUGGAUACUUUCAGCUCGUAAUGUAAUCAGACAUACGUUGCACAAAUGUAUAAGAUGUUUCAGAACGAAACCAAAAAUCGCAUUUCAAAAAAUGGGCGACUUACCUGAACAACGACUAAACCCAACCAGACCGUUUUCAAAAACUGGGGUUGAUUACUGCGGCCCCAUUACAAUAAAAGAAGGUCAUGGUAGAGGUAAACGCAGUGUUAAGGCAUACAUAGCCCUUUUUAUAUGCUUGUGCACCAAGGCCGUGCACUUAGAACUCGUCAGCAGUUUGACGUCUAGUGCUUUCUUAAAUGCUUUGAAAAGGGUCAUAUCACGCCGCGGAAAUGUCUUAGAACUACAUUCUGAUAAUGCAAAAAACUUUGUAGGCGGUAAUAACGAGUUACAGGAGCUAAAUGAACUAAUCCAUAGUGACGAAUUUAAAAAUAGGGUAAUAAAAAGUUUGCAACAUCAGGUCAAAUGGAAUUUUAUCCCGCCAAGAUCACCAAAUUUCGGAGGCAUUUGGGAGAGUAAUGUUAAGUCAGUAAAAAUCCAUCUAAAAAAGGUGAUCGGGAGUGCCUUAUUGACAUUCGAGGAAAUGUAUACUUUCCUUACCCGAGUAGAAGCCUGUUUAAAUUCCCGACCAUUUACCCCUUUAUCCAACGACCCAAACGACCUGUCUGCACUAACGCCGGGUCAUUUUCUAAUCGGCGAGAGUUUGACGGCCCCACCAGAAAAGAACUUAGAAGAUGUCAAACUGAAUCGUCUAGACCGCUGGCAACUCCUCGAGAAAAUGCGCCAGGAGUUUUGGAUCAGAUUCCAGCGGGAGUAUAUCACCCAGCUCCAACGCAGAAAUAAGUGGAAAACAUCUCCAGCGACCAGUCUGAAACCAGGUUGCUUGGUACUGCUAGUGGAUGAACAAACUCCACCACUAACAUGGCCACUAGGCAGAGUCCAGGAGGUCCAUCCAGGACGAGAUGGAUUAGUACGAGUCGCUACAGUCAAAACUAACAAGGGGGUCUACAAGAGAGCGAUCUCUAAAUUGUCCAUCUUACCAAUAGACAGCGACAUCGAAGACACCACAUCGAGUGAUUAG
Molecule: messenger RNA, 4035 nt
Organism: Zophobas morio
Lineage: Eukaryota; Metazoa; Arthropoda; Insecta; Coleoptera; Tenebrionidae
Exons: 1
Coding region: 1-4035 (1344 amino acids)
Biological process (GO): DNA integration
Molecular function (GO): nucleic acid binding
Source: RefSeq, a predicted model, not a curated record